GGCUACUUGGAGCUUAUGAUGAAGGACCUAGACGCCGUACAGAUCGGGAUACAAAACAACACAUUGCAAGAAAAUAACAAAGGGACAUUGGGAGCCGUACAAACAGCCAUAGCUCCAGUGUACAACUGUUCAAAACUCGACGCUAUAAAAGACAUUUUCCAGGAGCUUGACGUCUUGGAGAGAAUCGAACCUUACUUACAGUCAACUGAUGAGAAGAUAAAAGCAGAAGCGACCUUAAUCAAAUGUUACAUCACAGACGAACAACAAAACGAUUUGUUGACAACAGACGAAACCGUAUUCACGUUUCUCAUUAACGGACUGGAGAAAGCGCUGGAAGCGGAGAAAAGAAGAUUUCGAGGGUUGUCAACAUCUGAACUGGCUGAAGCAUUGGGGGUACUUGCUAGACACGAGAAUGAUAAAGUAGCUUUAGUGCAGCACGGCGCUAUACCACUUCUUGCUACUAUGCUUAUGUCACCUGAUGAAGAAGAUGUAAAACAAUCAGCAAAAACGCUGUGGAAACUUUCCCUUGAUCAAGAAAACAAAGCAAAAAUAAAGGAGGUUGGAAAUUGCAUAGACAUGCUUCAAACACUUUCCCAUCACUCUAGUAAUGAGAUAAAGAACACCGCGUCAAGAGUGUUGUUGGCACUGGAACAGAAUCAGGGACAAGCUGAAGGUGAUCUGCCUAUGCAGGAAGUCCGUCACCAGUUGCCGGAGCGUCCAUUGAAUCCCGGGAAUGGGGUGGGUAAUGGACAAUUUAAUGCCAGUCACAGCGAGGCGACAGCAUCGGACACUGGUAGUGGGUCAGCAGGAAGUUCUGCAGCUUGUGAGAGCGCCACUAAAGAGGAAAACCAAUGGGAUGAGAAGAAGGAAAAAAAUACAGAGUCCACACUUACUGUCAGUGAAAGGGCUGAAAGAGUCACAUUUCUCCGUGCUCUCAGAGCGGAGAACCAGCGUCUGAGAGCACAGAUGACGUGUAAGUUCUGCAACAUCGAGGAAGUCAGCAUGGUAUUUCUACCGUGUGGUCACUUGGUUUCCUGUGCACAGUGUGAGCCUGCUCCUAGACGUUGUCCUGUAUGUGGGACCUUGAUCAGGACCACUGUACUCGCCAAAAUACCUUAA
Molecule: messenger RNA, 1119 nt
Organism: Lingula anatina
Lineage: Eukaryota; Metazoa; Brachiopoda; Lingulata; Lingulida; Lingulidae
Biological process (GO): signal transduction
Molecular function (GO): protein binding
Source: RefSeq, a predicted model, not a curated record